AUGCGCCCCUCCCUCAUUCUCCGUUCUGCGCACCAACGCACCCCCCUCAUAAAAUUUAUUGGAAAACGUUCAGCACCCAAAUCGGUCGACCACACUCCUCACGCCCACCCUGCCUCGCCCACCCACAGUCUCCCUGAAAGCUUCGCCGCCUACCGGUCCAAAGCCCAACAACAUGGUCCUCUAAGGGGUAGCGGUGGCAACGGCGGUGUGCCAUCUUCCUCGUACUCCACUGCCGCUUCCUCGGGCUCGUCCAUGGCAUACGGCGCCAUCGGAGGCACCCCAGGAAGAGCACUGGGGCCCAUUAAACCGAAGCAAGGGGAAUUCUUCGACAGGGAGGAGCUGCCCGCCAGGUUCCGUCGAAAGGCUUGGUCAGAAGAGGAGAUUGAGGCGGUGGGCAGCGGAGGAGCCAGCUUGUUUGGUUGA
This is a messenger RNA of Fonsecaea nubica, 423 nucleotides long. RefSeq lists its product as hypothetical. The transcript has 2 exons. Bases 1 to 423 code for a protein of 140 amino acids. The record is from RefSeq and is a predicted model, not a curated record. Lineage: Eukaryota; Fungi; Ascomycota; Eurotiomycetes; Chaetothyriales; Herpotrichiellaceae. Gene Ontology annotation, biological process: 2-oxoglutarate metabolic process.